Messenger RNA from Camellia sinensis, 1356 nucleotides. Lineage: Eukaryota; Viridiplantae; Streptophyta; Magnoliopsida; Ericales; Theaceae. The record is from RefSeq and is a predicted model, not a curated record.
UGAUGAGAAGUCAAGAGAUGCAUUUGCAUGUGGAAGACAAAUACAGAGUCUUCCCCAGAGACAUUUCUUAAAUCAAGUACCUGGAAUGGUUGGAACUCUCCCUGAUGCUUUAUGUAUGCCAAAUCAUCAUUAUAGCUCUAAUUGUAAUGAUAAUGACACAAGCGAGGGAACAAAUAAGUUUCUGAAAACCAUACCAAGAUAUGUGAAGAUAGUGGAAGUUGGUCCAAGGGAUGGGUUGCAAAAUGAGAAGGAGAUUGUACCUCCCUCCAUAAAGAUUGAGUUGAUAAAGAUGCUUGUUUCUUCUGGGUUGCCUGUUGUUGAGGCCACUAGUUUUGUUUCGCCAAAAUGGGUACCACAGCUAGCAGAUGCAAAGGAUGUACUCGAGGCAAUUCAGUGUGUUGGAGCUAGGUUUCCUGUUUUAACACCUAAUCUUAAAGGUUUUGAGGCAGCUGUUGCUGGAGCUAAGGAGGUGGCCAUCUUUGCUGCAGCUUCUGAGUCUUUUUCGAUGUCAAACAUAAACUGUAGCAUUGAAGAUAGCCUUGCUCGAUAUCGUGAUGUUGCGCUUGCUGCUAAAAAGCUCUCAAUUCCUGUCCUUAUGUCUGAUUUUUUUUCUUCCAAUUAUAUUUCUUGUGUUGUUGGGUGCCCAAUUGAAGGAGCAAUAGCUCCAUCAAAAGUAGCAUACAUGGCAAAAGAACUUUUUGAUAUGGGAUGCUUUGAAAUUUCCCUUGGUGAUACGAUUGGUGUUGGUACUCCAGGUAUUGUUAUUCCAAUGCUUGAAGCUGUUAUUGAUGUUGUACCUUUGGAGCAGCUCGCUGUUCAUUUCCAUGACACUUACAAGCAAGCUCUUUCAAACAUUCUUGCAUCACUCCAAAUGGGGAUUGGCAUUGUAGAUUCAUCUGUAUCGGGUCUUGGAGGUUGCCCAUAUGCUAAAGGUGCUUCUGGGAAUGUUGCGACUGAGGACGUUGUUUAUAUGCUAAAUGGGCUCAGAGUUGAGACCAAUGUGGAUCUCCGAAAGGUCAUGUUGGCUGGGGAUUUCAUCUGUAAACAUUUGGGCUGGUCCUCAGGUUCAAAGACCGCAAUUGCAUUGAGCCGAACCACAGUUCAUGCUUCCAAGUUGUAAGCUACGUGGGACCAAUGCACCUUGCUAAAGACAUGCUUGCACACCAAGUUCUCAGUUUUUGAAAUUGCCUCAAGCUAUGUUUGAAUCAACAAUUUGAGGAGGGAAAGAAAAGGGGAUAUUUAGAAUUGCCUUCAAUGUCCCUUUAUAGAUAUAUCGGUUUCCAUUGUUGUGUCACAGAAGCAUUAAAAAAAAAUAAUGAUAAAUAAUCUCAGUCCUUUGUCCUCACAUUUGAACUA